Molecule: messenger RNA, 1095 nt
Organism: Lachancea dasiensis
Lineage: Eukaryota; Fungi; Ascomycota; Saccharomycetes; Saccharomycetales; Saccharomycetaceae
Source: the annotation of a GenBank genome assembly
AUGGAUCAUUCGAAAGUGCUGAUUUGGAGCAACCGCAAGCUUUUUUCAGAAUCGUCGUACGACCAAUACCCGACGAGUUACGCGGAUUUGAAGGCGCUGCUUGAACGCGAACCGGUGGGGCGGCUCCUGGAGGUGUCCCAAGGUCUGAACGUGGUCGAUUCGGUACUUUAUGGCGGCCAGGCUGGCGACCUGGAUGUGCGUCAAAAACUGCGGGUCGAAUACGCACUUUUCCGGGCUGGUACAGGCCAAAAACAGACACCGUCGGACAUGGCUCACAAGGAUGUCUUGUCGGGGCUUCACAAGUUGUCGGACGGGGCUCUUCUGUCGUUGUCGGGGCUUGCAGCGCUGGACGAGGCUAAAGUAGAUAGUAUUUGGAGUCUCCACCAGGAUAUGCAGACCACAGACGAAGAUUUCGACCAAAGCAUCUCGGGCAGUCGAACAGUACAGCAGUCGCCGCUCGACGAAGUAACGUCGCAUCUGAUGUCCAGCGCGCUACAGCGCGGACUGGAGCUCAAACCCAAGACACAGGCGCCGCUCGACGACGUUGCUUUCUUCAACCAGUGCGUCGACACACUUUUGGAUAUGGUUGGGAGUCCCACGCAUGCGGGGUCCGCAGCUAGGAACCGCGAUUCGAGCGAUGACAGUGUCAACGACACGGCGACUGCAUUGAAGGACCUGCAAUUGGCGCACAGCUUUCUCACAAAGAAAUUCGAGAACGAUCGGAUGGAGUAUUUACACAGCAUCGACAAGUUGACCAAGACCAACAAGGAGCUGUCGCAUGAGGUCCUGGCCUACCACGGCAAGGUCGCAGAUCUCGACCGCAAGUGUCAAGGCUUGACGCAAGAACGCUCAGGUUUGGUGGAACAGAUUGACAAUAUGAUAGCCAUUUCCACGCCGACUACUAUCGUCACAUCGCCGAGCUCAAGCCCAGGGUCGACGGCCUCUAACGGUAAGUCCUACUCCAUAGGGGUGAUGCGAACGGAGUUCAAAAAAGCGCUCACCGAGACCCAAAGCCGGUACGAAAAGGAACUACGGGAAGAGAAAGCUGUGCGCAGACGAGUGGAACAGGAGCUCGAAGCACUGCGAUCCAGAUGA